AUGGAAACAGAGUUCCAGUUGGAAAUAAAACACCAAAACCUUAGCAAAACAAACGAACGGCAGCAAAAGAUGCGAACAACGAUAUCGACUAUAGAAAACUACAACGAAUCGACGGAAGCAACAAUGGCGGACGCUAUCGAUAACAUAACACCAAAUGUACAAAUUAGCCGAAUAAGAGACGGUUCCUUACUGCUCAAGACAACUGAUCAAAAUCAAGCCGUGAAGUUGAUGAAGCAGUCUACUCUAGCAGGUGAAAUUGGUAUUAAAAUUUGCGAACACCCAACCCUGAAUCAUUCACGAGGUACAAUCUAUUGUCUCGAUUUGAUAUCGUUGAAAGACGAAGAAAUACUUGAAGGGCUUAAAGAAUCACAGGUCGUUGCUGUUAGAAGAAUGACGAGAAUCACCAAAGAAAAGAAGUCAGAAGAUACAGGCACAUUUAUUCUGACCUUCAAUCUAUCUCAAAUUCCACCAACAAUGGAUGUAGGGUUCUACAAUUGUCGCGUACGGCAAUACGUUGCAGCUCCGUUACGAUGCACAAAUUGCCUAAAGUUUGGAAACAAAGCUGACCAAUGCCGAGGAAACAAAGUUUGCGCCGAUUGCGCACAACUGUACCACGAUAAUGUUCCAUGUAGCUCUAAGCAAGUCUGCGCAAACUGCCGCAAUGAGCACAAUUUAUGGUCCAAAAAGUGCUCAUUCUACGAGGACGAGUUUGAAAUACAGCGAAUUCGAGUGACCGAAAAGCUACCCAUGCGUGAGGCGAGGAAAAAGAGACGAUCCCAGGUUCCUGCUCCCAUUUUUGCAACAACAACACCAAACCGAUCUUUUGCUGGAGUGCUGAGAGAAAGUUUACCAACACACAACGAGCAACGUAGAGAACAUCAAGACAGACACCCCGCGCAACCCACCGAUAAGCAACUAAACGAGAAACACGAGGUAGGACGACAACUGCCCCACAAGACCCAUCGAGAAUCUCCCAAUCAACAGAGCCAAAGCUGUCAAUUUCCACACUUUCCACCGGGUAACAAUAUUACAAAGCGAAACCCGGAUCAGCAGAUAUUGGAAGCGCCUCCGAAGCGAUAUGAUUUUUCAGCGAACGUCGUCAUCAUCAUUGUAGUAGUACCGUCGAAGCAGCAGCAGCAGCAGCACCAGUAG
Wyeomyia smithii (pitcher-plant mosquito) is the source of this 1152-nucleotide messenger RNA. RefSeq lists its product as uncharacterized. The coding region runs from base 1 to 1152 and encodes 383 amino acids. The record is from RefSeq and is a predicted model, not a curated record. The transcript is spliced from 3 exons. Lineage: Eukaryota; Metazoa; Arthropoda; Insecta; Diptera; Culicidae.